Molecule: messenger RNA, 1268 nt
Organism: Limanda limanda (common dab)
Lineage: Eukaryota; Metazoa; Chordata; Actinopteri; Pleuronectiformes; Pleuronectidae
Exons: 8
Coding region: 128-1030 (300 amino acids)
Molecular function (GO): S-adenosylmethionine-dependent methyltransferase activity
Source: RefSeq, a predicted model, not a curated record
CUGAGGUCGAGUCCCGUUUAAACUGCAGCCCGGUUCAGGUGAUCCCAGGACCAGGACCAGGACCGAGACCCGGACCGAGACCAGGACCGAGGACCAGGACCGAGACCAGGACCAGGACCGAGACAACAUGGACUUCUCUCAGGCUUCGUCCGAGCUGAAGCUGCUGCUGAGCAAAGUGAAUCCAACCGAACUCCAGAAAGUUCUGAUCUGGAUCCGAGACUCAGACGAGCUGGACCAGCUGCUGGUGGACAACAGGACGGUGAUGCUGAGGAGCAUCGCAGACGACCUGAGGGCGAGUCUUCCUCCAGACGCCAUGCUGCCCUCUGAGGCCGCCGCCCACCAGAAGAUGCAGCAGUGUCCCCGGCCGACGGUCCACGUGGACGCCUUCCUGUACGAUGACCAGCAGGUGGACGCUCUGUGUGAGGGCGGGACCAUGAGCCGGACCUACUGCCUGACCUGUGGCUCCCGGAGGACCGCCCCUCUGGACUUCAUCUCUCACUCCUUCUCCGUGACAGAGCUUCAGUUCCUGUUCCAGAACGUUCUCCCAGAUCUGAGCGGGCGCACACUGGUGGAUGUGGGGUCUCGACUGGGAGCCGUGUUGUACGGGGGUCACGUGUACAGCUCGGCCUCGCGGCUGAUUGGCCUGGAGCUCAGCGAGGAGUUUGUCCGGCUGCAGAACGCCACGCUGCAGAAAUACAGGCUGAACGACCGCGUGCAGGUUCAUCAGGCUGACGUCUGCACCCAGGACGUCCUGCUGCAGAACACAGACGUGCUGGUCAUGAACAACGUCUUUGAGUACUUCAUGGAGCCCAGCGAGCAAAUCAAAGCGUGGAGGUUCAUCAUGAAGAACCUGGUGAAGACCGGUUCCCUGCUGGUGACGGUUCCCAGUCUUCAGGAGAGUCUGGCCGCUCUGCAGGAGGCGCUGCGGCCCGGCUGGGUGGAGGAGCUUCCUGUGGACUACGACGUGGACCUGGGCAGAGACACAGACACAGACGCCCUCAGACAGAUCCACCUCUACAGGGUCAUGUGACCUGGGUCGGACCGGUCUGAACUCCUUACACCUGGUCUGGUUCCAGACUGGAAUCAGGUCUGAACUGGUCUGGACUGAACUGGACUUGUGUGAACUGGUCUGGACUCGUGUGAACUGGUGUGAACUGGUCUGGUGUUUCUGAAUAAAUCUGUUAUCUCCUCCUGUGUGGAAACCAGAUCUGAAACUAACGACGGUCCAGAUAAUAAAUCCAGAGUUCUGCUCCGUCACUGUGACAUCA